Messenger RNA from Mercurialis annua (annual mercury), 738 nucleotides. RefSeq lists its product as uncharacterized. The record is from RefSeq and is a predicted model, not a curated record. NCBI's taxonomy places the organism in Eukaryota, Viridiplantae, Streptophyta, Magnoliopsida, Malpighiales, Euphorbiaceae. The transcript has a single exon. The coding region runs from base 67 to 597 and encodes 176 amino acids.
UUAUCAUUUUUCAUCAGCUCAGCUCAGAUCACAAAAAAAUCAAAAUCAAAAUAUAUUUCCUGAUCAAUGGAGGCAACAAAAGAGCAAGAAUCGGCCGGAUUACUAAGCAAGAUCCUCCCACCGCGUCUGGAAGACGCCGGCCUCGAAGACUGUGCAUUACCACCGGAUUCCAUCAAAGAAGCUUUCCUCAAAGCCGCCUCCGCCGUCAAGUCACGGGCGACUUCCGUCUUCACUUCCGAUAGCGAAGAUGAAGGCACCGACUGCGUGCAAGAUCCUUGGCCUGAUAAAGCUAACGAAUCAUCGGAUGACGUCAUCGGCGGUAAUCCACCGGAAUCUGCUGCGCCGGACAGUUUGGUUGGAGUAGAGAGUGGGAAGGAGGCGCCGGGACCUUGUGUGGUGGAGAAAGGUGGAGGUGACGUGGAGGGCGGUGAUAGAGUGGUGGUUGGUGGUGGUGAUGUGGAGGAGAGAGAGGAAGAUAAUGGGUGUGUUGUUGAUGGGUUAAAAGGGUUAAAGAUCGGUGUCGGAGAAACUGGCGGUGACGACGUGGAGGAGGAGGAGGAAGGUGAGAGGCCAAUAUUAACUGAAGGUUUUGUUUAAUUUAUUUUUAAAGAAAAUUAUGUUUUUAGUCUUUAAUUGUUAGUUUGUAUAUAUGAGUUAGUUAUGGUUGUUUCCUUGUUGUAAUUGUAACACUUCGAAAUUUCUGUAGUCUCGAGUUAAAUGAAAGUUUCAGUUUGUUAA